Lepus europaeus (European hare) is the source of this 2642-nucleotide messenger RNA. It is a transcript of the gene TGFBI, whose product is annotated as transforming growth factor beta induced. The record is from RefSeq and is a predicted model, not a curated record. NCBI's taxonomy places the organism in Eukaryota, Metazoa, Chordata, Mammalia, Lagomorpha, Leporidae. Gene Ontology annotation, cellular component: extracellular matrix. Gene Ontology annotation, biological process: extracellular matrix organization; cell adhesion. The coding region runs from base 16 to 2067 and encodes 683 amino acids. The transcript has 17 exons. Gene Ontology annotation, molecular function: cell adhesion molecule binding.
GCGUCCUCCCGCUCCAUGGCGCUCCUCGUGCGCCUGCUGGCCCUCGCCCUGGCGCUGGCCUUGGGCCCCUCCGCGACCCUGGCCGGCCCCGCCAAGUCUCCCUACCAGCUGGUGCUGCAGCACAGCCGGCUCCGGGGUCGCCAGCACGGCCCCAACGUGUGCGCUGUGCAGAAGGUCAUCGGCACCAACAGGAAGUACUUCACCAACUGCAAGCAGUGGUACCAGAGGAAAAUCUGUGGCAAACCAACCGUCAUCAGCUACGAGUGCUGUCCCGGCUAUGAGAAGGUCCCCGGAGAGAAGGGCUGUCCAGCAGCCCUCCCGCUCUCCAACCUCUACGAGACCCUGGGGGUUGUUGGAUCGACCACCACCCAGCUGUACACAGACCGCACGGAGAAACUGAGGCCUGAGAUGGAGGGGCCCGGCAGCUUCACCAUCUUCGCCCCCAGCAACGAGGCCUGGGCUUCCUUGCCAGCGGAGGUGCUGGACUCCCUGGUGAGCAACGUCAACAUCGAGCUGCUCAACGCCCUGCGCUACCACAUGGUGGACCGCCGGGUCCUCACCGACGAGCUGAAGCACGGCAUGGCCCUCACCUCCAUGUACCAGAACUCCAACAUCCAGAUCCACCACUAUCCCAACGGGAUCGUGACCGUGAACUGCGCCCGGCUGCUGAAGGCUGACCACCAUGCCACCAACGGUGUGGUGCACCUCAUCGACAAGGUCAUCUCCACCGUCACCAACAACAUCCAGCAAAUCAUCGAGAUCGAGGACACCUUUGAGACCCUGCGGGCUGCCGUGGCUGCAUCGGGGCUCAACACCCUGCUCGAGAGUGAUGGCCAGUUCACGCUCUUGGCCCCAACCAACGAGGCCUUCGAGAAAAUCCCUACCGAAACUUUGAACCGUAUCUUGGGUGACCCAGAGGCCCUGAGAGACCUGCUGAACAACCACAUCCUGAAGUCAGCCAUGUGUGCUGAAGCCAUCGUCGCUGGGCUGUCCAUGGAGACCCUGGAGGGCACCACGCUGGAGGUGGGCUGCAGCGGGGACAUGCUCACCAUCAACGGCAAGGCCAUCAUCUCCAAUAAAGAUGUCUUGGCCACCAACGGUGUCAUUCACUUCAUCGACGAGCUGCUCAUCCCUGACUCCGCCAAGACGCUGUCAGAGCUGGCUGCAGGGUCCGACGUCUCCACGGCCAUCGACCUUUUCGGACAAGCUGGCCUCGGCACUCACCUCUCUGGAAAUGAGCGGCUCACCCUCCUGGCCCCCCUGAAUUCUGUAUUCGAAGAGGGAGCCCCUCCCAUCGAUGCCUCCACGAAGAGUUUGCUUCUGAACCACAUUGUUAAAGACCAGCUGGCCUCCAAAUAUCUGUACCACGGACAGACCUUGGACACGCUGGGAGGCAAAAAGCUGAGAGUUUUUGUUUAUCGUAACAGCCUGUGCAUUGAGAACAGCUGCAUCGCUGCCCAUGACAAGAGGGGGAGGUACGGGACGCUGUUCAUCAUGGACCGGAUGCUGACGCCCCCAGUGGGCACCGUCAUGGACGUCCUGAAGGGGGACAACCGCUUUAGCAUGCUGGUGGCCGCCAUCCAGUCCGCAGGGCUGACUGAGACCCUCAACCGGGAAGGGGCCUACACCGUCUUCGCUCCCACCAACGAAGCCUUCCAAGCCCUGCCACCAGGAGAGCUGAACAAACUGUUGGGAAAUGCCAAGGAACUUGCUGACAUCCUGAAAUACCACGUGGGCGAAGAAAUCCUGGUGAGCGGGGGCAUCGGGACCCUGGUGCGGCUGAAGUCCCUCCAGGGCGACAAGCUAGAAGUCAGCUCGAAAAACAAUGCGGUGAGUGUCAACAAGGAGCCUGUUGCUGAAAGUGACAUCAUGGCCACAAAUGGCGUGGUCUAUGCCAUCACCAGCGUUCUGCAGCCUCCAGCCAACAGACCUCAGGAACGCGGGGACGAACUCGCAGACUCCGCUCUGGAAAUCUUCAAACAGGCGUCGGCGUUUUCCAGGGCUUCCCAGAGGUCCGUGCGACUAGCCCCUGUCUAUCAGAGGCUAUUGGAGAGGAUGAAGCACUAACGCGGCGGACCACAGGAGGAAGGCACCGUGGCAGCUUCCCACCAGCAUCUUUGUUUGCCAAAGAGACUGUUUUGGAAACCAAAUAUCACCCUUCAGUGUACAUGGCCCGCACCCUAUGAGACCUGAGCCUUGGGCAGUGAGGGCAGGAGGGAGAGAAGUCUUUUAUUUUUUGCGGCCUCCAAACACGGCUACUUGCAAAGACUGGGAUGCCGCCCACCGCCUGAUCGUCACUUCCAGAAAGGCCCAGUCCCGAGCCUGGAAUCCUCCGCCUGUGCCAAGCGCCUGGAAGAGGGAGCUGCAGGAUUUAGAGCUCCGAGGAUGUGACCCGAGCAAGUCAGUGUUCCGGGGAGGCUGGUGUAGUUUUGCAAAGCUCUUGCCUGGCUGGGGAAAUGGUGUCGUUAUAAGCUAGGAGUGGAACUCUUCUGUCAGAUGUGUCUCGCAUCUACGUGUGGCUUGGACGCUUCUCUGUGGCUCUAUCCAGGUAGAAAAGCAAGGGUGUGUAGAGCACGCAGAACCCCAAACCCUGCAGCGUGAGAGCCCGGGGGCAUUUGUAAUAAUAAAACCGAGGAAAUGUA